Dufourea novaeangliae is the source of this 12620-nucleotide messenger RNA. Its product is annotated as titin-like. The record is from RefSeq and is a predicted model, not a curated record. Gene Ontology annotation, molecular function: protein binding. The coding region runs from base 33 to 11066 and encodes 3677 amino acids. The transcript is spliced from 7 exons. Lineage: Eukaryota; Metazoa; Arthropoda; Insecta; Hymenoptera; Halictidae.
UCCUGGAUAGGAAACGGAAGAAGUGCGCCGACAUGUCGGCCUUGAGCGCCGGGCCUUGUCGACCCGGGAUUAUACUAUGUCUGACUGUUCUACUGGCAUCGCAAUCUAAUUCUGCCCCAGUAUACGACCAGGAUACCACGCAAGUAGCGGAAUACGAUGGAGCCCCAGCCGGAUGCUACUACAACUACCAACGAUACGACGAAGGCGACAGAAUUAUCACGAACGAACCAUGCCUGAACUGCACGUGUCACAAUCAAAUGUUGAUGUGUUACCUGAGGGUCUGUCCCUUCACGAAAGCGAUCGGUCAGGAUUGCAAAGUCGAGAAGCGUCCCGACCAAUGUUGUCCCUUGAUUACCUGUCCGGAGGUGCCAGUACAACUGUUGACAUCUACGACCACCGUGCCAGCGACUUCCGGUUCCACCGCGGUCGGCUUCCACGAUAAUUAUGGUUGCAACGUCAACGACCGAUUCUACGCGGACGGUGCUCAAUUACCGACCGAUCCCCAGAAUCCAUGCGAAUUGUGUUAUUGCAUCAGAAACAGGACCACUUGUGUCAUGCAGGAGUGCACACUGCGUGUGGCUGGGUGUAGGCCAAUCUACCAACCCGGCGUGUGUUGUCCGGUCAAAUACAAUUGCGAAUACGACGAGGAACUUGCAACGACGGUUGAACCAACGCCUGGCCUCAUGAUGACCACCACAUUGCCACCUGGAGCAUCGACCCAAUGUUACCACGAAGGCAAGGUUUACGAAGACGGAGACCUGACCCAUUCGACGCAGCCAUGCCAAUUUUGCUACUGCUUCCGAGGUGCUAUCGCUUGCGCUGUACAACAUUGUGGAACUCCCAUGGAAACGCACGGAAAGAAUUGCACUGCUUUACCACCGCCGGAAGGAAAAUGUUGUCCGGAGACGUACGAAUGCGAUGAAGAUGGUCAAAGUGAGCUGGUCACAUUCUCAGAAAAUGAGCAAUCUACCGAGGAACCCGUUCUACAAACAACGGUACCGAGCAUAAAGGAAACUGAAAAGGAAGAGGAAACUCCUCAAACGACCGUGGAAUCUUUCCCUGGCUAUGAUAACGUAAUUCCGGAGGUUCAUAAAGAAGUAAGCACCGAAGCUGCACCGAGUACUGAAGAACCCAAGAAAGAAACACCAGAAGAGACCACAUCGCUUGAAGGAGCUGCUCCAGUGUCUGAAACAACUGUGAAAGCUGCUUCGGAGGAAUACAGUACCGAAGGUCCCCUUUCUGCAACGGAAACGACUCCAGUAGCCGCAUCUACUGAACCUGCUCAGAAAGUUGAAAGUGAAAAAACGGAAACUCCUCUUAUAGAGGAAAGGAUUCAAGAAGUGACUGGUAAGCCAGCAGAGGAGGCAACUCAAGGACUAACGGAAGCUUCAAUUCCUCAAGGACAAACAGAAUCGUCUGCAUCAACAGCGGAAGAGCAACCUAAAGAAGCAACAACCGCGGUAGAGGAACAAAGUCCAGUUACCGAAGCAGCUGUCCCAGAGAUGGAAUACACUGAAGGCACGCUAAAGGAAAAAUCUACCGAGGUGCCAAGUACUGAAAAGUCUGCAGAAGAAGUGAAACCGACGGAAGAAGAAAGUUUGGAACACGAGCCAAGUGUCACUGAAGCUGUUAUUCCUGAAGAAGGCCAGGCAACCGAAGCAGCUGAAAAAUCUACCGAAGCACCGGAAAUACCAAGUGAAGAGAAGACAACAUCAUCUGAUAUAGCCCCUGAAAUGUCUACGGUUAAGAGCCUUGGUGAAGAACAAGUGACAGAAACAGCUGAGAGGACGGACGCUCCUGCGGUUUCCGAACCGGAACAGAAAAUGAGUACAGUGGCAACGAUCGAAGGUAAACCUGACGAAAUCGCUACUCCAAAGGCAGAAAUGCCUACUGAGAAACCUGUACAGGGAGUUCCAAGCACUGAAGUAGUACCUAGCGAAGAGGGACAAGAGACAGUGCGACCAGAAGUCAGCUCUGAACCACAGCCCACAGAAACAAGCAUCUCUCCCGAACAUGGUGAAGAACAAGUUACAGAAGGAACAACUGAAAAGAAACCAGAAUUGGAAGUGUAUGAUCACAAGGCUCCUGAAGAACUACCUGGAGUGGUUCCUAAGAAGGAGGAUAUGAUUCCCACUGAAAUGCCUAUGGUCCAGGAGCCUGCUGCAACAGAAAAGCACGUCGAAGAGGAAGGAGCCCCAGAAAUUCCAGCACAGGGUCCAACCGGUAUUUCUGUCACCGAGCGAGUACCUGAAAGCAAGGCAGAGGACAAAGAAUCUGUUACUGAGGUCCAAGUAACGGAAGGUUAUGUCCCCAUGAAACCGCCAGAAUACCACGUACCUGGUAGUCUUGUCACUGAAGCUCCUGAGAAGGUUCCAACCACAUACUUGCCACCUUCACGAGAAACAACAGUCGCUCAGGAAGAACACAAAACGGUAUCUAGUGAGGAAGGAACGACAACUGUAAACCAGGUACCAGAAAAAGCGGCUACUGAAGUUCCAGCAAUUGAAGAACAGGAGAAGACUGAGAUUCCAUCGGCCACUGAAGCCGGUCUGGGUGAAAAAGAGGUAACUGAAGGUGCUCCUCAGAGUACUGAGGUGAGCCCCAGUUUAGAAGCUUCAACGCAACAGGCCCCACAGGAACAGCAACAGACUGAGAAACCAGUGGUCCCAGAAGAAGGUAGCGUGGAGACUACAUCCGCCGAGGUUCCAUCAAUAAAAGAAACUUCAGUUGAAGAGUUACCAACGAAGGGACUUGCCAUAGAUGAAUCUGGAGAAACAUCGUCUGAGGAAGUCAGUGAGGAAGUACAGCCGUCCAAGGGCGAAUCGAGCGAGGAAGAAAUGGAACCUAUAGAACAUCCCUCUGAAAAACCGGGUCAGACACCUGUUCCUGAAGUACAGCAAACCGAGCAACCAACCGUAGAAGAAGGAAGUACGGAAAGCAAGGAAGCUACUGAAAGUACGUCAGGUCAAUCCACCGAAACUCCACAUGCUGAAGUAUCCACGGAAGCUGGUGUAACUGCAGAAGAGAAACCUGUGAGUGAAGGAGAAACACCGGUAGAACAAGGUACAACAGCACCGGAUCAACUCGGUGAGAAGGUAGGUGGGGAAGCAUCUGGAGAACAAGUAACAGGAAAACCAAUUUCUGAGGAACAAGCUCCUACUACUGUUAAGGCAGUCGAAGGUGGAGAGGGAACUACAUCGCAAAUGCCAGUUAGUGAAGAAGCAAGUGAGAAGCCUGUUACAGAAGAAAUUCCGAAAGGAACAAGUGCUCCGGAAAUCGAAAGUUCACCAGUUACUGAAGAGACGAAAGAGGGUGAGAAACCAACGGAGGGCACUUUAAUGGUAGAAGUUCAUCCAACAGUCGUUCCGGUUCAAGAAAUGAAGCCUAUAGAAAUGGAAUCCUCUGAAGAAACUCCUGUUGAACAGACUGAAGGACCGAUGACCAAAGAACCAUCCACUGAAACCGUUCAAGAGGAACAAAAGACGGAAGAACCGAUGAAAGAAGAAGCUCAAACUGAAGCCUCAAUGCCUGAAGUGCCACCGACUGAGAAGUCAGUUACUGAAGGAGAAGUAGAGAAACAAGAGACUCAGGCUCCACUUGAGGAACAGAAACCAACGAAACCUCCUAUUACUGAAAGAAAAGAAGAUGAAGAAGGUGUGGUGAAACAACCAGAAGAAGAACAGAAAGAGGGACCACAAGGCACUCAGAAACCAUCUCUUGAAGAAGAGAAGCCAACUGAAAAGCCUACGGAAGAGCAAGCUGUACCCGAUAUAAUGGCGGGAGGAGAGAAACCUACGGAAGAAGGAAAGACUGAACAACCUGGUGAAGAAGAACCUGUCGAGAAGGAAAAACCAACUGAGGGUUCUGUGGAAGAAAUGAAACCUGCUGAGGUGGAAAAACCAACCGAAGGUUCUAUUGAAGAAGGAAAAUCGACUGAAGCACCUACAAUAGAAGUGAAACUCGGUGAAGAAGGAAAGCCAACCGAAAAACCUGUUGAAGAAGGUACGCCAACCGAAGGACCUGUUGAAGAAGAGAAGCCUACCGAAAAACCUGUUGAAGAAGGUAAGCCAACCGAAGGACCUGUUGAAGAAGAGAAGCCUACCAAAAAACCUGUUGAAGAAGAAAAGCCAACAGAAGGACCUGUUGAAGAAGAAAAGCCAGUCAAAGAGCCUGUUGAAGAAGGUGAGCCAACAGAAGAACCUGUUGAAGAAGGUAAGCCAACAGAAGGACCUGUUGGAGAAGAAAAGCCAGCUGAAGAACCUGCUGAAGAAGGUAAGCCAACCGUAGGACCUGUGGAGGAAGAAAAGCCUGCUGAAGAAGAUAAGGCAACCGAAGAACCUGUUGGGGAGGAAAAGCCAGCUGAAAAACCUACUGAAGAAGGAAAGCCCACUGAAGAAACUGCCCAGGAAGCACAACCAACCGAAAGACCUGCCGAGGAAGGAAAACCAACCGAAGGACCUGCUGCGCAAGACAAACCAACUGAAAGACCUGUUGAUGAAGUAAAGCCUACCGAAGGACUUGGUGACGAAGGAAAGUCAACCGAAGCCCCUAUUGAGGAAGAAAAACCAAGCGAAGCACCUACUGAAGUUGAAAAACCGACUGAAGGAUUUGCUGAGGCGGAAAAACCAACCGAAAGACCUGAUGAAGUCGAACAACCAACGGAAGGAGUUAUGGAAGUUGAAAAACCCACUGAAAAACCUGCUGAGGUACCAAAAUCCACCGAAAAACCCGCUGUGGAAGAAAAGCCCACGGAAGGACCGGCUGAGAUAGAAAAGCCAAUUGAAGGAUUUGCUGGAACAGAAAUACCAAGUGAAGUAGAAAAGCCAACUGAAGGAUCAGGUGAAAUAAAAGAGCCGACUGAAGAACCAGCUGAAGCAGAAAAACCAAGUGAAAUAGAAAAGCCAACUGAAGGGCCUGCUGAGGUAGAAAAGUCAACCGAAGGACCUGGUGAGGAAGCCAUGCCAACAGAAGAACCUGCACAAGAAGCAAAACCCACUGAAUCAACUGCUGAAGAAGGAAUAUCGAGUGAAGUACCCAUGGCAGAAGAAAUACCAACUGAAAGACCCAUUCAGGAAGAAAAACCAUCUGAACAGCCUGUGGAGACAACCAAACCAACCAAAGAUGAAGAACCACUCAAGGAAGAAAAAGCAACCGACGAAUCAGUAACACAAUCGACUGAAGCACCUACGGUAAAAGAAGGAAAACCUUCUGAAGAAGAGAUAUCAUCUGAAGAACCUAUGGUAGAAGAAAUGCCUGCUGUAGAGGAAAAAUCAACUGAAUUACCUACUAAAGAGGAAAAACCAACCGAGGCACCUGUUGUAGAAGAACAGAAACCAACUGAAAAGUCUCCGGAGGAAACACUAAUAGAAGAACCUGUUGAGGAACAAAAACCUAUUCAAGUAACAACUGAAAUGCCUACGGCCGAAGAAAAACCAACUGAAGGAACUGGUAAAGUCCCUAGUGAAGAAGCAGAGGCGACUGAGAAAGAUUUAGAAGAGAACAAGCCAACUGAAGGUUCUCUUGAAGAAGAAAAGCUUGGUAAUAAAGAAGAACCAACUGAAAAGCCAAUUGAAGAAGGAAAACCAACUGAAAAACCUGCUGAAGAAGAAAAACCAGCUGCGGAACAAGAACCAUCUGAGAAGCCCUCUGAGGAAGAGAAACCCACCGAACAGCCUAUUGAAGGGCAACCAGCUGAGGCCACAACUCCUCAAGAAAGUGUAAGCCAGAUACCAGUGUCUGAGGAAAUUCCCACACAAGGUCCAAUGGUUGAAGAGAAACCAUCUGAAGGUGCUGAGCAAGCGCCUACUGAAAUUCCUGGCGGUGAAGAAUCUGGUAGUACACCUGGAGCUAAAGAACCAGAAACAUCGACUGAGACCUUGAAAGAAAUACCUGAGGCUCCCACAACCGUUGCUGGUGAAGAAAUUUUACCCACUGAAAAAUAUCAGACAGAGGCUGCACCACAAGAGAAACCUACUGAAGCUCCUACUUCUCAUGAAGAAGUACCUACUGAACCCACUAAAGCAAUUCCAGAACACGAAGGAGAGAAAUUACCUGAAGAAGGCACUGAGAAACCAGAAUUACCAACCGAAGCUGUAACAGAGGCUGUUCUUCCGGAAGAAACAAGUGAUGUUAAAGCACCAGAGGAAGGUAUUAGUACAGAGACACCUGCAGUAUCUACCACCGCACCAAUUUCUGAAACAUCUAGCGAAACUUCUGCAGGUCCAGAAGAAGAACACAAGGCCUCGCUUCCUGAAGGAGCUCAGACGGAAGAAAUUCCAUCGAAAGAACCCGCUACGACACAACUUCCAACAGAAAAAGAAACAGAACCUUCGGUCGAAGAAAAAGUUCCAGAAAUAUCCACUAUGGAACCAACUAAGGAGGUCGAACCACAUCCAGAAACUACACCACAAGCAGAAAUGGCACCAAAAGGAACAAGCGAACAAGCUGAGCAAUCUACAAUGGCGGCCGAAAUGCCACAAGAAGAAUCAACAUCAGAAUACCCAUCUCCUCGACCACCGGCAAUUCCAGGAGAAGGCAACUGUCUCGUCGAAGGACAGUCGUACAGUAACAACUCCGCCGUUCCUCCUGCGAAUCCGUGUCAACUUCGGUGCCUUUGCGUUAGUAGUAUCAUCCAGUGUGAUCUUGUUGAGUGUCCUCCGCCCCCGGCCCAAUUGUCCAACUGCAUGCCGAUCCACACCAGCAAAGAUGCUUGCUGCCCAAUGUAUACAUGUGAUUCAACGCCUACUGCGGUAUUAGAAUCCGAUAACCACAUGAUCGAACACGGAACUCCUAAAUACGAAACGAAGGAAGAGCAGAAGACUGUAUCGCCGGUUCUAGCGGAGGUUCCACCUCAACAGGCCACGGAGGCGCCCGUCGAGGGUGUCAAAGGACCCGAAGAAACAGUUGCACCUGAAUUCGCCGGAGAGCUUCAAACAACACCGAAAUCAGUUGAGCCUGAAGCUGCACAACCAACCACCGUAGCCGAAUCUACUAAACAACCUGAAGAACAUACUGUCAGUUCUAUUACUCCAAAGGUAGAGACUUCAAGUCAAAUGCCUUCAGAGGUACCGAAGGAAACACCAGAAGUACCUAGCACCGAAGAACAGGAAGUAACGAAGGCUCCAUCCACUGAGCAACCAUCUGAAGGACAAACUCUAGGCGAACAAAGUCCAAGUGAAGAACCAACUGUUAUGACGACAGAGACAGGUCAGGAAGAGCAAACCUCCACCGAAAUUGGAAAAGAAGCGGCGGCGCCCACUACUGCAAAACCAAUGGCUGAAGAAACAACUGACAAGCAGCAGAUGCCUGUGAUGGGUGAAGAGGCAACCGUUUCUCCAGCAAUUCUUGCAGAAGGUGUGAGUAAAGAGCCUGAAUUAUCGACUCCUUCGGUAGAAGAUCAACGGCCAGUCACUGAAGGCCAAACACCAGAGGAAACGGAAGGAACUACUCCUAUAUCGGAAAAACAACCUGAAGAACCUGCUGAAGAAGUAGAACCUAAACCAACUGAACAACAACCAUCAGAAGGAGAAUUACAAACUGCUAAACCGGGAGAAGCUGUAACUGAAGUGCCGUCUCCGGGUGUAGAAGUAUCUACUCCAGAAGUGGCUGUUAAAGUUGGGGAAGAAGAAACAACACCAGUAGAAAAAGAACCUGCAGAAGGCAAACCAGUUACUGAAGGAAUGGGAACCACAGAAGCGCCAGUGUCUGGAGAAGUUACUGUUCCUGGUACGGGCAAAGAAGAACCAAGUGGUACUGAAGCACCCACGGAAGAGGCAAUGACACCAUCGGCUGAAACUCAAACUAGCGAAAAACCAGUUCCUUCUGAAGAAGGACAAACUGUACCUGUUGAAAUUGCACAACCUUCGGUACCUUCUGACGAAGAACAAACCAAAGAAACGCCUGUGACUAAGGAUGUAGUUAAGGGAACUACAGAAGGUAUAGAAGAUGUCACUCAGGUUUCCACGCAACAAUCUGAGAAACUGCCUGAAGAACAACUGCCAAGUUCUACCGAGAUUGCUGAAGUUGUAACUGAACAAUCAAUUGAACCCAAAGGAACGACAGAGCAGGAAGGAGUUACGGAAGAACAGGCUACUGCGAUUCAUAUGAAGCCUGCAGAAGCUGCUUCACAGCCUGGACUCGAGGAACAGCAGCCUGAGAAAACACCGUCCGUGGAAGAACAGACUCCUGAGUCUGUGUCGCCAGCUGAAGAAGGAAGUACGCCAUCAAUGGUGUCUCAGGAAGAAAUCACAGCAACUCCUGAAGCUACCACUGUGAAAACAGUUUCCGAGCCUGUUCAGCCUGAAGAAGGAAGUGAGCAACCAACUGAAAAGGAACCAAUAAUGCCAACUGAGGAAGCUGUUACCGAAGAAACUAAGAAACAGCCUGGUCCAGAGCAACCAACGACUGAACUAGCUACUACUCCAGUUGAAGGCGAAACACCACCUGAACAAGGAGGUGAGAAACCAUCGGCCCCAGAACAGGUUCCAGAGCAACCAAUGACAGAAGCUCCAGGUAUUUCUGUCAAAGAAGGAACGGAAGCACCAACUGAACAAGAAACUACAGGACCAGUGACUGCUGGAGGAGAACAAAAACCUGAAGAGGGAACCCAGAAACCGAGUGUAGACGAGGGUGUAACACCUACUGAGCCGACUGAAAUUGUUUCAGAAAGUGAAGGAAUUACUAAGGCAGGUGAAGAGCAACCUAGCGAAUCCACUUCGCCGACAGUAGUAGCUGGUUCAACAUUGGCACCUGAAGGUUCUUCGAUGCAUCCUGAACAAGGAAUGGAAGCACAGAAACCUGUCACCGAGUCUGAAGGUGUGACGGAAGAAAAGGCACCAAUUACUACCGCUACUCCAGGCGAAGUUAGUUCGACUGAAGAAUCUACGAUGGGAGUGAAACCAUCAGAAGGCAUGCCAGAAGUGACUCAACAAACUGAGGAGCCAUCAGUGGAGAAAGCAACAGAUAAACCUGCGAUGGAAACAGAGAAGGAAGAAGGACAGACAAUUCCGGUUACUGAGACUCAAGGAAUAACAGAAGCUACGUCAAAGGCACCUGGAGUUAGUUCGACCGAAAUACCAGAGAAAGAAACACCAACCGAAGCGCCAAAACAAGAGCUUCCAGGGGAACCAGAAGUAGAAGCUGCAACUGAGGUGCCAGUGAAGACUACUGAAAUUCCUGAGAAAGAAACACCAGUCCUUGCUGAAGUACCAGAAAAAGAGACUCCAACCGAAGUGCCUGAAGAAAGACCGUCAACCGAGGCUCCUGAGAAGAUAACUCCUGCUGAAGGACUUCCGGAUAAGGAACUUCCAGGUCUAGUAGAAAAAGUUACAACAGAACUGCCAGAAAAAGAACUUCCUAGUGAGACACCUGAAAGUGGACUGUCCACCCAAGCCCCGGAAAAGAUUGAACCUGUUGCAGUAACUGAAAGGAUUCAACCUGAAGAAGAGGUGCCUACUGACGUACCACAGGAAACUGUUCCUGCGAAACCUUCUGAAGAACCGGAGAAAACUACUGAGGAACCAGAAAAAUCUUCUGAAGAACCGGAGAAAGCUUCUGAAGAACCAGAGAAAGCUACUGAAGAACCAGAAAAAUCUUCUGAAGAACCAGAGAAAUCUUCUGAAGAACCAGAGAAAUCUUCUGAAGAACCAGAGAAAGCUUCUGAAGCACCAGAGGUAGCUGUUCCUGGAGAGCAGAAACCUGUAGAAGGUGAACAGCAAACACUACCAUCCGAAGAAGAGACUCCACAGACUACAGAGGGUGUUCUUAUUAAGGGAGCUAUACCCAGUGCAACCACACCUACUGAAGUAGAAGUAAAGUCGACCGAGGCUCCAGUUACUGAAGACGAAUUAGUUCAAUCAAGUACACCGGCAAGUGCAGCCGAAGAAGCAACUUCUCACGAAGACCAAGCAUCAUCGACCGAAGGUUCAGAAAUUCCUGUAGUACCCAAGGACGAACUUACAACGCAAGAAACUGUUCCAAGCCAGCCAGUCGAGGAAUCUAGCACAGAACCCGUAGUCGAGACAUCAACGAAAGCAGAAAAAGCACCGGAAACAGAGGAGACCCCAGAACAUCCAAUUCAAAUGUCGACGGAAAAGCCUGAAGAAAAGAGUACCGUGGAAUCAGUACUCCCUGUAGAUCACGAAGAAGAGGAUGUUACAACGAAACCUGAAGAAGUUCAUCCAUCAACUGAACCAUCCGUUGAGGAACAUGUAACAAAAGUUGAUAAACUUCCAACGGAACCAACACUUACGGAAUCAACGGAAGAAGGACAAGAACAACCCGGUGAAGGUUUACCACACACCGACGAACCUACUUUAUCAGAAAUUGCUCCAACGACUGAAAAGGCGGAAGAUGUCGAGGGUCAAUUACCAGUCGGAGUCGACGAUUACCUUCAACCAGUAAAUCACACGUAUGAAGCUACCGAAGAACCAGCAGAACCUGCCAUUCCUGAACAACCAUCGAGUACCUUGACACCCGAAUAUCCUGAUCAACCAGUGUCCGGAGAGGAUAAUCCUCAUUUCCCACCGCAUGGCGGUAGUUACCUGAACCCUGACGAAGAUUACGACGAAGACGAUCAAGCUAUCUACGGUCCAGGCACUUGUCGAUAUGGCGGCAAGGUUUACGUAUCGGCGCAACAGAUACCAAGGGACGAUCCAUGCGACUUCUGCUUCUGCUUCAGAAGCGACAUCAUUUGCCUCCAACAGAGCUGUCCGCCACCGAUUCGAGGCUGUCACGAGGAACCGAUCAGUGGCUUCUGCUGUCCUAGAUACGAGUGUCCUGUCUCGAUGGCCACGUCACUGAACAUCACCACGACCACAACAACAACCACGACCACGUUACCUCCACACUUCCACGCUCACGCGUACAAAGGAGCCGCGAAACGAAGCGGCUGCCAGAUCCGCGGUCAAGCGUACCGCGUUGGAGAAGUCAUUAGAUCCGCAUCAGGACCUUGCCUUCAGUGCACAUGCGGAGGCGAUGGUAACAUGAAGUGUGAUCCACGAGUGUGUAGCCCGGAGCCUAUGCUGAGGCAGAUGAUCGCGGCGGCCACGGCGAGAAGGAGGAGAUGAGCCGGCCAACAUGAUCCCGGGGAUCCGCUGAAGAGGAAUAGACACGAGGAAGCCUAGAGGAGGAUCAGUGUUGUAUAAAAGUGAAUUUAAAAGAAAUAUUCUAAACUAUCUAAAUGUCGCAGAACACAGACAAUAAUGUGCUUCGGCGUACACGAACUGAGUGGCCAAAACGUAAACGUUUAUAUUAUAAUAUUAUACUAUGUUAUAUAAAGAGAGGAGAAUUAAAAAAAGAAGCAGGAGGAAAGAGAGAUAGGAAAUAAGGAUAGAGCACGAGAGAAAUAGACCGAUCGGGACGGUGAAACGAAAAAUGGACAUUAAACGAUUUAAAAAAAAAAAAGAAAAGGCGAGAAUGGAAUUUAGCUACAAGGUUUGUUUUCUGGUGUGCCAAACGUGAGACGGAACGAAGGAACCGGUGGAACAAGAAACGGGACAGUGGAGAAUUAUUUCGUGAUAGUUCCGCUGUUCCACGCCAUUUUUUGUACGAGUAGAAACGACGAUUGCGGAAGAAGAGAGGAGAUUAUGGGAAAAAUGUUGCCGAACGUACGAGACUUAUGACUGUGCCUUCGUCAGUGCUGAAAACCAGCGGCACUACUUUCAUUUCGUGGCAGCCAAACCGCGUCCGACUUCGGCCACGAUCAUCGUCGUUAGAGCUUUACGCCUCGGGGAAUUGUUAUUAGGACUUCGAAAAAAUGAAAACAAAAUCGGUGACGGGAAAAACAAACGAUAAAUGCGUUACGGUGAACGUGACUAAGCGAACAAAAAAUGAAAAAAAAAAGAAAAUGCGAUCAUAUUGGUACAGGUCGAACACGAUUUCUUAUACACACAGUGACAUUGUAACAGCAAUCGAGGAUAGUACGCGAGACAACCGGAGGAGUUGUUUGUUUAAACAAAACAAAAAAAAACUUUUGCGUCAUUCUUCUUUUAUCCUUACGAAGAAAAUACAACUCUCCGGUGUCCCUCGUACGAUCGAGCGUAUCAAAGCGCCCCUGUACACGUUGCUCUUGUAAUGCCACUGUUUGAAACUAGAACGACGAUGAUCCUACGCGCGAUCGAUGCAGAUCCAAAUCGUUCCCUUGGCUAGCACGUGUUGUGCGCCAACGAUCAGUCCACAUUUGCUCACGUCUGCUGGCGUUUCAAGCGCGCUCGGACGCGAUCGGUUAAAAUCCAAAAACACCGUCGCAAACUACGUCGCUUCCACGAAACUAAGUAUCUAUCUUUUGCGUGGCGCGGAUCCACGAAGCUUAACGGGGCCGUAUUUCUUGUUUCGCUCGCCUGACGGAAGAGUCGCUGUUAUCGCGGGCCGAACAUCCGUGCAAUAAAACGAUCGCGUUCGAGUGCGCCGUACGUCUACAUAUGUGCGUGAGUGCGUGUUUGUGCAUGGUACAUUUAUAUGUUGAGAGAGGAGAGGAGAAAAGAAAAAGAGAAAAAAAAAAUGAUGAAAGAAAGACACGACGAAUGGUACGCGUAUCUCAAAGCUCAAACAGCGGCUCGCGCGGAGGACCGAUCGCGAGAAUUUGCUUCUCCGGCGAGCUGGCGUCAUAUAUAUAUACAUAC